Molecule: messenger RNA, 1205 nt
Organism: Cantharellus anzutake
Lineage: Eukaryota; Fungi; Basidiomycota; Agaricomycetes; Cantharellales; Hydnaceae
Exons: 1
Coding region: 366-1055 (229 amino acids)
Source: RefSeq, a predicted model, not a curated record
UACGAUCAGGCUCGGUUUUCGUCUGGGAGGAGAGCGAUGAUGAUACUGGUCUACGUCGGUGGACGGAUGGACUACUUUGGUCCGCCUCUCGCAUGCGUGAGGUAUGUUCUUCACCUUCAUCCAUGUCAAUUGAUCAGCACAAUAGCAUCUUCAUUUGUUCCUUCCAUAGCCUUUCCUGUUUUAUGAAACAAGAACCGUCAACCCUCGGUGAGUAGGAGUCCAAGACACCUUAUGCGCUUCAUUCUUCGGGUCGAUCUCACACUGCCAAUCGUUUAUCCAGUUAUCCUUCAUCAAACCUCCCAGGGCUCGUGAAGCAAACGUAUUCUGCGAUAGUCUCCCUCCCGCCCUCUGAUGUGCCUCCCGGAAUGGCACCUAUCCGAAAAUGGCAUCUGACUGCGUAUUUCGAACACGACGAUCUUCCUUCGUUGCUUACGGUAGACACCGAUCAAGAACUCUGCAACAUCACCGUUCCCCCUGGCAUCUUUCGCAGUGGCAAGAGUCGGACCCGUCAGCAGCCGAGCAGCCAGGAGAGCAACGGCGGCUUGCGAUGGAUAAACGUUGAUGGAAGCACCGGGUUAGUUACCAGCAGUACCACGAGUGGCACUGGGCGGCAAUCCCUGGACAUCAGCCCUGACAUGUCAAAAGCACCUUCACCAUCACAUUCCCCAAUUUUCCACAGUUCUUCUCAUACCUCGCCGCGGGGGUCUACACCCUUCACCCAGCACUCGUCAUCCCGGUCUUCCUCCUCGGGUUCCUGGAACUCAUCAGCGUCCCAAAAACUUCCCGAGUCGUCGCGAGAACACCCAAUCACUGAUCCUCGUAAUGCGCACGCGGCAUACCAAUACCACACCCUCCAACAUCACCACUCGAACUCCACGACGCCUCAACCACUGCCCUCCGCCUCGUUGCCACCAUUAACUGUUGGCUUUGCUUCGACAGUCCUCUCGGAGAGGCCUCCACAUGCGAGGCGCACCUCGGGCAGGAUCGAUGGUGUUCGAACCACUGAGGAUAUGCGUGUUAUCGACUUGCUCAAUGCGCGUACCUCGCUUUCCUGAUCAACCACGCCUUCUUGCUGCAAUUGGGCUGCACAUGACUGCACUUCCUCCCACAUAUAGAUACUGUAUUCAUCCCAGAGCGUUUUCUUCUGCAACCACGGGAAACCGCAUGGUUGACCAGUCUAGGGCAUAUCUUGGACGCGGCGGGAA